Molecule: messenger RNA, 887 nt
Organism: Gilbertella persicaria
Lineage: Eukaryota; Fungi; Mucoromycota; Mucoromycetes; Mucorales; Choanephoraceae
Exons: 4
Coding region: 217-759 (180 amino acids)
Source: RefSeq, a predicted model, not a curated record
AAGAAGAUUUUCGUUGAUGAAAUACACCAUUUCUUUGUGUGUUCAUUGUACAAGAUAAAGAAAGAAGAGAAAAAGAAAAGAAAAAAUAAGCUGUUGAUUGUAUCACACUCACAAAAGUAAAGCCAACACGUGUCAUCUGUUGCCUUUUUUGAGUCAAGAUUUGAGUCUGUGUGGUGUGUGUGUGUUCUAACCAGGUUUUUCCUUGUCCAAGUAUUUAUGUUCUCAUUUACAGCAAAAAGGGGGUUAUUUGUGCCCAAGAGAUACAAAGUGACAUUAACAAAGGCAAAUCCAUCUCCUCAGGCUCAAAUAAAACGCCCUACACCUAUUUUGUUUGUUCGUACACUUCUUGACUCUCCAACCAAACUAAGUGAUUUAGGUUAUGCUAGUGUUGAUGCAGCUAUCCAUAUUAAACCAGAGCAACAAGACCCUCUUUCUACUUACUAUCGAGAAUUAAGCCAAGUAACCAAUGAUCUCUCUUUCUUUCCACCUCUUAUGAUCAGUCGAGGCCCCAUUGCAUGGCGUAUCUCUCAAAAAUACGUGUCCAACAAACCAGUGUCUGGUCUAGUGAUGGUAGACAGUGAUCAAGACGAAUCUUGUCUUUUACCAGCUUAUCCUACCAGUCCAUUUGAGCCUCAUUUUCCUAUCUGUAUGGUCUCUCGUCAAUCCCCACCUGACUUUUUAGAGGGUUGGAUUGACCACUAUGCUUGUGAGGAUGAAAUAACUCAAGUACUUGUAUGGAUGGACGAGAUGGGCAUGUAAUCCAUUUUGUGACUCUAUUUACGCUUUUUUUUUUUUUCUUUUUCUUUUUCUUGCUUCAAAUAAAUGGGUUAUUGGGGAACAGUAACAAGUUCUGUGGAUUGGUGUGAAGAGAAUUACAUACAUUCUGA